GGUUAAUCUAAUCAGCCAUGCUCAGGAUCCGACAACCACCGUUGCAACGCCUAUGGCUCACCGCGAACUUCUACACGACACGUCCGAUUCCGAGUUGCGAUGAGACGAGGGGAGAAUCCGGGUACAGCCGCCAAUACUACUAGUCUGGGACAAUUCCAAACUGCAGACAAACCCCCGAGAGUCCGCCCUACGACAGGUUCCAGCACGUCCAAGGGUGCGUUGACCAGAACAGAACCCCCCGCGUCCUCGGCAUCAUCGAAAUCCUGGAAGAGAGCCUCGUUCACCGGCCUACAGGAUCAACCGACUCUCACGCAAAUUGAUUUUGUCACUCCGAUCUCCCAGGACCCGGGGUCGAAUGAUGAUGAUCUCGACUAUAUCGACGAUCAAUCCCGCAGCCGUCCGCGGAAGAGUCACGAGGUGAUUGAGAUUGAUGACGACUCCGAUCAGGAUGCCGAUUUUCAGCCACCGUCGCGUCAUCUGCAGCCGCAUCGGGCCCGCGGCGUGAAGUUCGAGCAAAGUGCAAAGGAUGCCGCCUCAAAGCAAAAGCGAAGGAGCUCUCAGGGCGGAGGCGAGAAGAAACAGAAGCGCAGAAAAAGCGGCGAAGGCAGCAAUAGCAGUAAGAAGGAUAAGGACAAGGCGAAGGGGCAUAAAACCCUCACGCAAAUGGACUAUGUGCGACGUUAUCUGAAGAUCGAACCGGAUGAUGAUGUGAAGCUGGAGUAUACCUACAUAACUCCAAAGAAGAAUGAUGAUCGGAAUGCCCAGAAAUUGCACACCCAAGCUAAUGAGGACCGACUUCCGCAAAUUGAUCAUACUCAGCAAGCUUUGAGCGAGCGUAAGAGGCGGCAACUCAAGGAUGACCCGGGCGCGCCGGUCACAGCAGAGGCUGCGAAGGAUCAGGAACGGACAACAGGAGGACCAACCACACCGCAAAAACGACUCAAGUUCGAAAUACCUUCGUCUCAAUCCCCCGAAAGUCCCGGCCUCGCAAUCAUCACGUCUACUCAGUUCCAUAGCGCCACUCGUUCUCCACGAAGGCACGUGCCUGCGAAUUUCGCCGGUCGUUGCAUCAAGGAAGAAUCGCCUACCUUGAAUCGCAUCAAAGAGGAACCCGUCCCGGAUUCAGAACCGAUGCUGCCGUUCCCCGAUGAUUCAUUGACACAGUCCGUUGUGCCAAACUCGCCACUAUCCCAUCGACAUCCAACCAACAAACCAUCCCUCAACGCCUUGGCCGGUCAAGCGGAGUCUCCUAAUAAGCCAGCUACAUUCGAAGAAAACACAGAGACCUUAGACGACAGAGAAGGUCUCGCCAACACACAACGAACAGUGAUAUACGAGACAGAUGCGGAGACAGACUUUGGCGAUCUGGAAGACGAUUUGCCCAAUGCUCCGGGUUCUCAAAGUCCAGAACCAAUCGACCAUGAGCUCACAACUGGUGAUCUCGACUGUGAGUCCUCGAAAGAAGACUCGCAAGACCAGGAUCUUCCGCCCAUGAACCCAUCAGAACUAGACGUCGAAACGGAACCACCCCUGUCGGAACUACCGCUUCCGGAACUAAACCCAGCCUCGGAAGCAUCUAUAUAUUACCAGAGAAUGCCAGCCACCCAAUUUCCCCUUGGGACAAUACCGACUUUGAGCUCCCAGAAAUUGGCUGAGCUUUUCCCUGAGGAUUCGAAUGACCAACUCUUAAAGACCAUGUCACCGCCACCAUCAUCCCCCAGAACGGAAAGCCAUCCGAUGCAAAAGCCAGACUUACCAACCAUAAGCCGGACUCACAUACAAAAUGCCGAGAAGACCCCGAUGGAGAUCAUUCCUGAGUCUUCUCCUAUCACGCGUCAAGGAAACAGCACAAAAGCCAAGGGGCUGAUACCCCCUGAACCCCUUGCUCGAAGGGACGUGGUGCAAGUGGAGUCUUCACAGCCAGCAGACCGACUCCACAAGCAGCAUAACGAGGGAAGUUCCGGCCCUCGUGGAAUACUGUCAGGCAGCCAAAUCCUCACGUCGAGUGUGAUGGAGAGCGUGCCCCUUCCGACGUUCUUGAUGGAUAGUCAAGAUAGCGUUGGAGAACCCUACAGCUUACCAGAGUCGUAGGAAGCAUGUGACAGGCCUUGUGACAGCACUAUAUUCAUGACGAAGGUAACGAGCAACGGCAACAAAUACACCAUAUUACCAAAACAUAUAUAUAUAUCCUUCACUAUCCUGUCCGAAUCCGUAGACCUCCACCACGUGGAGGGGGCCGGUCGGGCCGUCGUAGCCCCGGGAACGGAACCGCCCAGUUGACACCACC
This is a messenger RNA of Aspergillus ibericus CBS 121593, 2287 nucleotides long. RefSeq lists its product as uncharacterized. The record is from RefSeq and is a predicted model, not a curated record. Bases 100 to 2091 code for a protein of 663 amino acids. Lineage: Eukaryota; Fungi; Ascomycota; Eurotiomycetes; Eurotiales; Aspergillaceae. The transcript has a single exon.